Messenger RNA from Nilaparvata lugens (brown planthopper), 594 nucleotides. Its product is annotated as zinc finger HIT domain-containing protein 3. The record is from RefSeq and is a predicted model, not a curated record. Gene Ontology annotation, molecular function: protein binding. Gene Ontology annotation, biological process: snoRNA localization; box C/D snoRNP assembly; maturation of LSU-rRNA from tricistronic rRNA transcript (SSU-rRNA, 5.8S rRNA, LSU-rRNA). The coding region runs from base 128 to 547 and encodes 139 amino acids. Lineage: Eukaryota; Metazoa; Arthropoda; Insecta; Hemiptera; Delphacidae. Gene Ontology annotation, cellular component: pre-snoRNP complex; nucleus. The transcript is spliced from 3 exons.
AAAAUGGAAUGGAAUAAUUGAGGUUAACUUUCUAGCUUGCUAUUGCUAGUUGGUAGUUGCUAUCAUUUCGUUUUCUGUGUAUUAUAAAAUUAUUGUAGUUGUGAAUCUUUAUUUUUAUAAAAAAGUAAUGAAUUGCAAAAUCUGUAAAACAGAGAAAAAGGUUCCUUACAAAUGCCCAAAGUGUUAUAUUCGUUAUUGCUCUUUGCCCUGUUGGAAGAGCCAUAAAAAUUACGACUGUCAAAGAGUAUUGCCAUCUGAUAGUCCAGGAAAACCAGAAAGACAAACAGACACACGCCCGCAACCAAAAUUUGUCACAGAGAGUACUGUCCCAUUGGAGAAAUUGGCGCUUUUGAGUAAAAGUAAAGCCGUGAAGCAAAUCUUGGAGAACCCGAAUGUCAGAAAUAUUUUAACGGAGAUCGAUCAGUCAGAUAAUCCACGUCUCUCCAUAAACAAAUUCAUGCAAGAGCCUAUAUUUGAAGAGUUUGCAAAUGCAUGUAUCAGCAUAGUUGAAGACGAUCAUCGCAAUAGUGAAAGUGAUGGUGAAUGAAAAAUUUAAUACACAGUGAUACAUACCAUUGAUUAACAUUAACUUGU